This is a messenger RNA of Seminavis robusta, 423 nucleotides long. Lineage: Eukaryota; Bacillariophyta; Bacillariophyceae; Naviculales; Naviculaceae. The record is from the annotation of a GenBank genome assembly.
AUGUUGCGCGUGUGGUACCAACGACGAGCGCAUAUGGUCGUACCAACCAAGGUGCCUUGUGUGCAUCAGAUGUGCCGACGCAUGCCAACAUUUGCAAGUCAGGUACAGCUGGAAGCAGUGCAAGGUGAAGAAUCAUUGGUCCUGCCGGGACGCUUGCCUUCCCAGAUGGAUGCGAUAUUGUUGCGUCAAAACCUUGUUUCUUUGCUGCUGAGCCGGACCAACUAUAAUAUCUACAGCGGCGACAUGUCUGAUUUGGAACAGGCGAAACGUCAACGUCCUCUGGUCCACAUUUUCCACAUGUCUGGUGGUCAACUUCUCGAGGAGAUCGAAAACCACAUGCAGUUGGAACUCAAUCAUCAUCAUCAUUCGUCUCGAACCACAGAGGAACAAGACGUGAAAGUGGAGGAGAAGGAGGAGGAAUGA